Molecule: messenger RNA, 1266 nt
Organism: Lytechinus variegatus (green sea urchin)
Lineage: Eukaryota; Metazoa; Echinodermata; Echinoidea; Temnopleuroida; Toxopneustidae
Product: D(2) dopamine receptor-like
Exons: 1
Coding region: 1-1266 (421 amino acids)
Biological process (GO): adenylate cyclase-activating adrenergic receptor signaling pathway
Cellular component (GO): membrane
Molecular function (GO): G protein-coupled receptor activity
Source: RefSeq, a predicted model, not a curated record
AUGACAACACCAACGACCUCAUGGGCGCUUGUAAGUGAUCCUUCAAGAAGCAACAUGUCGGACGUCGAUAACGGGGACCCGAAGCCGAUGGGUCUUGACUCGCCAGAUUGCGUACUGGCGACGGUGUCCGGGAUACUGGUUGUCAUCAUGGCACUCGCUAACCUAAUCAAUGUGCCUUACUUUGUCAAAGGGGAUGGUACGUGCCUAAAGCCCGUUACCUUCUACAUCAUAGGCCUCAUGAUUGUCAAUCUCGGCAUCGCCUCAGUGUGUCAGACGAUGAUGACAGUAAUUGUAUACCUGGGACGAUGGCCGUUCAGUUACAUCAGCUGUAGCAUCUUUGACUUCCUCCGUCUUGUCCUCGAAAACACAGGAGUCUGGCUAAUGGUGUUGAUCAGUCUCGAUAAACUGCAGCUUCUUUGCUAUGACUACCCUCGAUAUGUACGAGUCAAAAGAAAACGAAGGAUCGUAUUUGAGGUCGUAAUGACUUUUGUGACCCCAAUGUUGUUUCAUGUCGGGGGCUACAGUUUGUGGAUUCUGAUGACGACAUCGGAAGAGCGUGCCGAUGAUCACAGCCCUGAUUGCCAAGACAUCCCCGCCGAAGUGGACAUUCCUUUUGUUGUGAUUGGUGCGACGAUCAACAUAUUCAUUCCCGGCCUAGCGAUAAUGGUCAUGAACUCUGUGGUGUUUUAUAAGAUAAAGCAGCGGUUGAAGAAGCGAAGAAAGAUUGGGAAUGGACCACUGCCAAAUGCAGGACAAAUGGGACAGAUCCACAUAACUGACCCGUCCUCUUCGCAUUCAUCCAAUACACAACAUCGACAUACAAACUCUUCAGAGAAUCGGUCUGAAAUGCAAGCGUCGACAACCAAAAAUACGGUCUUAGCGACUUCAUGGUUGUCAGCAGACAAAGCAUCAGAUCAUGCAGAUCAGUCAGAUGCAGCGAAUUCUUCCAAAAGGAACAAUGUCUUGGCUAAGAAGAAUUAUCUGGACACCGAAUAUCGGCGGUAUAUCCGUCCUGCCGUCACACUCGCAGGCCUCGUUGCCACAUUUUCAAUUUGUUGGUUCCCUUUAGCCAUCUACCACAUCUAUGUCCGCGUGUUUUGCCCAUCUUGUUUCAACGUGAAGACGCAAAUAUGGCUCAGAUGCUUGAUGUAUGCCAACAGUGCCCUAAACCCGUUCAUUUACAUCUCUACUAAUCGACAGAUCAGAAAGUUUCACGGGAAAAUGUUCCGAAAAAUAAUUUCAUGGCGGACCGUGUUCUGGGAGUGA